Molecule: messenger RNA, 3896 nt
Organism: Mercenaria mercenaria
Lineage: Eukaryota; Metazoa; Mollusca; Bivalvia; Venerida; Veneridae
Product: SWI/SNF complex subunit SMARCC2-like
Exons: 25
Coding region: 28-3177 (1049 amino acids)
Biological process (GO): positive regulation of DNA-templated transcription
Cellular component (GO): SWI/SNF complex; nBAF complex; npBAF complex
Molecular function (GO): histone binding; nucleosomal DNA binding
Source: RefSeq, a predicted model, not a curated record
AACUACAAACGCGAAAAAAAAAGAAAGAUGGCCGUUCAAAGAAAGAAAGACGGAGUCCCCAAUGCAAAAUUCUUUGAAUCAGUUGAAACUAUAGCUCAGUUCGAUUCAGUCAGGACUUGGCUGCAUAAAAAUUGCAAAAAGUACACACAAGCAGAUCCACCUACCAACAAGAGUUUGUCAAGUCUAGUUCUGCAGUUACUUCAGUUUCAAGAGGAUGCAUUUGGCAAGUCAGUCAACAACUCACCACUUACAAAACUGCCUAUGAAAUGUUUUCUGGACUUCAAGCCAGGUGGAGCUCUUUGUCAUAUCUUGUCUGCUGUCUUCAAGUUUAAAACUGACCAGGGAUGGAGAAGGUUCGAUUUUGCAUCGCCCUCGAGGAUGGACAGAAAUGUAGAGAUGUUCAUGCAGAUCAUGAAGUCUCUGGUGGCAAACAAAUGUCACAUACAGCCAUGUGUUUAUAUUAAACCAACUCUGGACAAACCACUGAUCUCGAGACUGAAGGAUAUUGUGAAAAAACAUCAGGGUUCUAUAUCUGACAGUGAGGAGGAUGCAACACAUGUUAUACAUGGCAUGCCAGCAAGCUCAGGACAGGAAGAUGAAUGGUGUAGGCCUGUGAUGAAGAGAGAUAAACAUGCGCUGGUCCACUGGUGGUAUACACCUGACAGUUAUGACAACUGGAUACCAGAUCUUGGCUGUGACCAGGAACCAGAACCAUCAUGGUCACCACCUGGACCUUGGGAGGUCACAGCACGUUGGUUACUGGACCUAGAAGAGUACAAUGAAUGGAUGAACGAGGAAGAUUACCUGGUGGAGGAGGAGGUCAGUGUCCCUGUAGAGAGAAGUCGUGUGCGCUAUGAAGGUAAAAAGGUGAAGAAGAAGUUACCAACCAAAUAUUCUCCGGAAGAGCUUGUGGGUGAUGAGAAAAAGGAUAAGAAAAAAGGUAAAAGAAAGAGAUCACCCUCACCACCACCAGAGAAAAAGAAGAGAAAAAGUGGUCGUACAGCAGUGACCGGCUCAGCGGUGAAGAAAAACCGACGUGAUGAGGAAGAGGAGGAUUUAACCCAGGACCUGGAAGAUCCCACACCAGAAUCAAAUAUACAGGAGGUCCAGCUCUCUAAAACAGCAUCUCGGAGUAACAGAGACAGUGAGUUACAGCCAAUUAAAGGAGGUACAGUGGUUGAUAUGGAUGAUGAGCAGUCACAACAGAUGGGAGAGGAAAAGAUGGAAGAUGGAGAAGAACAAACAGAAAUGAAGAAGGAGAAGGAAGAGACUGAGGACAGUGUAACAGAACAGACACAUCAUAUUAUCAUACCUAGCUAUGCUUCCUGGUUCGAUUAUAACGGAAUCAAUGCCAUAGAGAGACGAGCUCUACCCGAGUUCUUCAACGGCAAAAAUAGGUCCAAAACUCCUGAAGUAUACAUGGCGUACAGAAACUUCAUGUUGGACACAUACAGAUUAAACCCGAUGGAGUAUUUGACAAGUACAGCUUGUAGACGCAAUCUUGCUGGUGAUGUUUGUGCAAUAAUUAGAGUACAUGCAUUUUUGGAGCAAUGGGGUUUGGUCAACUAUCAGGUAGAUGCAGAAAGUCGACCAACGGCCAUGGGACCUCCUCCAACAUCACAUUUCCAUAUCCUAGCAGACACUCCAUCAGGUCUUCAGGCUGCUAACCCACCUAGGUUAAAUCAGCCAUCAGCUGCAAAGCAGAUCGUGAGUUUUGAGGAACCAAAAGAUGGCGAAGACAAAAAAGAACUAACAAACUUUGGUCUGAGAACAGACAUCUACGGCAAGAAAUCACAAAAGGAUAAAGGUGCUGCCACAAGGACACGCGACUGGACAGACCAGGAGACGCUGUUGUUGCUCGAAGCACUGGAGAUGUACAAGGAUGACUGGAACAAAGUGAGUGAACAUGUCGGGAGUCGUACCCAGGACGAGUGUAUACUGCAGUUCCUCAGACUUCCUAUAGAAGAUCCAUACCUAGAUGAGGAUUAUGGACAUUUAGGUCCACUAGCCUACCAGCCUCUUCCGUUCUCGCAGGCAGGUAACCCAGUCAUGUCUACAGUAGCGUUCCUAGCCUCUACAGUAGAUCCACGAGUUGCAAGUGCUGCUGCUAAAGCUGCUCUUGAGGAGUUUUCCAAGAUGAAAGAUGAAGUGCCGCCAGCCUUGAUUGAUGCCCAUGUAAAGAUGGUAGAGAAAGCUGCAACUGAGGGUAAAGAGGUGGACCAGGAGUUUGGUCUGGAUCAGUCUGGUAUUGCUGGUACAGUGCCGGAGAAAGAGGAAGAAGAAAAGAAGGAAGAAGGGAAGGAGAAGAAGGAGGGAGAGGGGGAAAAUAAAGACGAGAAAGCAGAAUCAGAUAUAAAGAAAGAAGCCAUGGAAACUGACCAGGCUGAGAAAAAGACAGAAGAACAAACACAGGAGGCAAAAGAUGGGGAGAAAAUUGAGGAAAAGAAAGAACAGGAUGAGGCUACCAAGGAAGGAGAGAAAUCAGCAGAAGAUGAGGAGAAGAAAGAGGAGACAAGCAAGGGUAAAGAGAUUGUCAAGAGAAUGGAUGAUAAAGAGAAGGGUAACGUUGCCACGGCAGCAGCAGCAGCACUCUCUGCAGCAGCUGUAAAAGCUAAGCACCUUGCAGCAGUAGAGGAGCGUAAGAUCAAGAGUCUAGUGGCAUUACUUGUGGAAACACAGAUGAAGAAGUUAGAGAUAAAACUUCGACAUUUUGAUGAGCUUGAGGCCAUCAUGGAUAGAGAAAGGGAGGCAUUGGAGUACCAGCGACAGCAGUUGUUACAGGAACGCCAACAAUUCCACAUGGAGCAGGUUCGAGCAGCGGAAUACCGUGCCCGACAGAUUGCCAUGCAGCAGAUGGCACAAGAACAAAAACAGACACCACAAGGGGCCGCAGAUGGAUCAAUUUCAGGUCAGGCUCCUGCUUCCACUCAGCCUUCUGCUGUUGGACAUACCUACCCUACAUCUAGUUCACCUAUGACCCCAAUGGGACCGACAGCCCAGCAGGGAUCUCCAGCCCCUCCCCCAGCCACACAACCCCUCCCACCAUCAAACCAGGCACAGACAGGUCCUCCUAAACCAGCAACUCCUGUACCAGGUGGUGAAGGAGGCGACUCAAAUGCCUCGUCAGAGCCAAUGGACACACAACCUCCGCCAUCAUCAGCAGUUUCAGCAACGUAGAAUCUCAGUCAUUAUCAUCAUCAGGCAUUUUUUAUCAUCAUUAACAUUAUCUGUCAGAGGAGAACUUUGCACUUGCAUGUUGUAAAUAGGUCGUCUUGUUGUAUAAAGGUGAUUGUGCUGAUGCACCUAUGCACAGUGUCAAACUUCAUAAAGGUACUCACCCAAAAAUUUUAAAGAUUGUUGAGGAUCAUAUAACUAUUGGACUUGUAAAAGACCAGGGGGACUGCCUAUACAAAAUGGGUGUUUCAGUGCAGUUUUCCUGUGUAAGGGUGUAUCUAGUGGCAUCAAAAUGUGUACGGCGAGAUAGUUUCCUGAUGUGUUCAAAUCAAAACUUGAUGUAGGUAUUUGUAGGCAUGUUGAUGUACUGCAGUGCAUUGCAGGUUUGGAAUCAUUUCUAACGAGUUUUAUGGUCAGAUACUAUUUACAGCAUUUUUAUAUGCUAAUAUGGUCCAAUACAGAAGUCUUCUUGAACUGCUGCAGCCCAGAUUCUUACCUUACUGAAAAUAGAACUCGAGAUUUUUGGCCAAGAUGUAAUUGUGAAUUUGCAUCAAAUAUUGAACAAGAAAUAAGAACGAAGACAAAUUUUGAAUUAGAUAUGGUGCUAGUACAUCUAUUAUGUUAUUAGUAUUUUGAUUGGAACCAUAUUAAAAAUGUCUACAAAUUACAUUGUCAUAAAAUGUAUUAUGUUGUGAGGUAAAUAAAUAUAUGUAAAUUAUAAA